Hermetia illucens (black soldier fly) is the source of this 4495-nucleotide messenger RNA. RefSeq names its product serine/threonine-protein phosphatase 4 regulatory subunit 3 (gene flfl). The transcript is spliced from 10 exons. Gene Ontology annotation, biological process: DNA damage response; protein dephosphorylation. NCBI's taxonomy places the organism in Eukaryota, Metazoa, Arthropoda, Insecta, Diptera, Stratiomyidae. Gene Ontology annotation, cellular component: nucleoplasm; protein phosphatase 4 complex. The record is from RefSeq and is a predicted model, not a curated record. Gene Ontology annotation, molecular function: protein phosphatase activator activity. The coding region runs from base 631 to 3354 and encodes 907 amino acids.
CAAAGCUUCGCGUUGUUACAAAUUCCAAUAUGGCGAUGGUAAUGUUGUGGCGAUUUCAAUGAGGAUGUCAAUUUCUUUUGCAAAAAACCAUUCAACAUUCGUUCGGGAGUUUGUAAUUCGCUUGUAAACGACUUGCCGGGAUGUAGAAAAGUUUCGAAUAGCGACCGGUAAUUUGUGAGAACGAAUAAUUUUGUACGAACGCGUCGGGAACAUCCGAUCGUCUUGGUUUGAGAAAGUGCUGGGGCUGUAGCUUUUUUUUCGUGAAAAGGGAGAAAGAAAAAUCUGAACGUUUUCCUCUCGCUUGAAAAUAUAAGUUUGUGGUUAAUCGGAACGAGUUGAGUUGUCGCGAAAUAAGGUGAGUGUGAAACUGCGUCGGGAGCUGUGGCGGCCGAGGAAAGUGGCGGCGGAAUUCGAAGGAAUCUGGAACGGCAAAGGACUCCGAGGCGGAAGAUAGUAAAAGUUACAUCGCAUUCAGUCAUGCAAAAUGUUUUUAUAUAAAAACAAAAGAUAUAUCCCGCAUAAAGUGUACUUGAAUACUCGAUUAAUUUAAAAAGACAGAAAUAAGAGCUACUGGAGACGAAAAACCAACGAAGGCAGCAACUUAAUUUAUAAAACUGCAAAAUUAAGGUCAUGACUACUGACACCCGAAGGAGAGUGAAGCUUUAUGCUUUGAAUGCAGAACGGCAAUGGGAUGAUCGAGGCACAGGACAUGUAUCGUCUAAUUAUGUAGAUAGAUUAAAAGGCAUUUCAUUGUUGGUGCGAGCAGAAGCUGACGGGUCGUUACUUUUAGAAAGUAAAAUACAACCAGACACCGCCUACCAGAAGCAGCAGGACACACUGAUUGUUUGGUCAGAAGGUGAUAACUUUGAUUUGGCACUAAGUUUUCAAGAAAAAGCAGGUUGCGAUGAAAUUUGGGAGAAAAUCUGUCAGGUCCAGGGUAAAGAUCCAUCAGUGGAAAUCACACAAGACAUUGUGGAAGAAUCUGAAGAUGAACGUUUUGAAGAAAUCUCAGAUCCUGAACCGCCAAUUGAAUUGCCACCCUGCGAAUUAUCUCGAUUGGAGGACAUAUCUGAAACAAUAGCUCGCGGUCUAGCGACGCCGUUGCGCAAAGAAAAGCUUGCCAUGGCUCUUGAAAGCGAGAACUAUAUUAAGAAAUUAUUGAAUUUGUUUCACGUUUGUGAAGAUCUAGAUAACAUUGAAGGUCUACAUCAUCUUUUCGAAAUCUUCAAAAACAUAUUCCUGUUGAAUAAGAAUGCCCUUUUCGAAAUCAUGUUUGCCGACGACACGAUAUUCGACGUUGUCGGCUGCUUAGAAUACGAUCCAAGCUUGCAGACACCGAAAAAACAUCGCCAAUACUUGAAACAACUGGCGAAGUUUCGUGAAGCAAUUCCAAUUAAGAAUGCCGAUCUCUUGGCGAAAAUCCAUCAAACGUAUAGAGUACAAUACAUACAAGAUAUAAUUUUGCCAACGCCUUCCGUAUUUGUCGAGGACAAUAUGUUAAAUACAUUGUCUAGUUUUAUAUAUUUUAAUAAGGUGGAAAUCGUAACGCUGAUACAAGAAGAUGAGAAGUUUUUAAUAGAUCUCUUCGCUCUAUUAACGAAUCCAAAUACAUCAGAUGCAAAGCGGCGGGACACCGUGCUCUUCCUGAAAGAGUUCUGCAAUUUUGCCCAGAAUUUACAACCACAGGGAAAGGAUACUUUUUAUAAAACCCUCACGUGUUUGGGGGUACUGCAAGCUCUGGAGAUAACGCUGGUGAUGAAUGAUCAAAAAACGAAGUCAGCCUCCGUGGACAUUUUAACGGCAAUCGUUGAAUAUUCGCCAUCAAUAGUAAGAAAUUACACCUCCCAACAAGUGAAUAAAACGGAUGGUGAGCAAAUGCUAAUUAACAUAGCUAUUGAACAAAUGCUGUCCGAUUCCGAGCCAGAAUUGGGUGGUGCGGUGCAAUUGAUGGGUGUCAUUAAAAUUCUACUGGACCCAGAAAACAUGCUCACAGAAAAAACAGAUUUUCUGAAUAUUUUCUAUAAGCACAGCAUUCAGACAUUAAUUGCUCCACUUCUCAUGAACACACUUGGCGAUAAGCCCGCCAACGAAGACUACCAAACAGUACAAUUGUUGGGCUUGGUGUUAGAGAUUUUAUCGUUUUGUGUUGAGCAUCACACGUAUCAUAUUAAAAACUGUAUUAUACAAAAAGAUCUCCUGAAGAGAAUACUUGUGCUUAUGAAAAGUACACAUACGUUCCUCGUUCUUGGCGCCCUUAGACUUCUAAGAAAAAUCAUUUCGCUUAAAGACGAAUUUUACAAUAGACAUAUAGUGAAAGGUAAUUUAUUUGCACCAGUUGUGGACGCAUUCAUUAGAAAUAAUGGCAGAUAUAAUCUACUCGAAUCCGCUAUAUUAGAGUUAUUUGAGUUUAUAAAACUCGAAGACAUAAAAACCCUGUGCGUCUAUUUUGUUGAAAAUUUCAGCAAAAUUUUCGAUGAAAUCGAAUACGUUCAAACAUUUAAAUACCUUAAAACUCGUUAUGACCAAUAUCAAGAGCGGGUAAAGGAGCGAGACAAGAUUCUAGACACGAUACCUAUGAUACGAAACAACAGGUACAGAAGAGAUCAGAGGCAGUUAGAUGAAGAAGAGGAAAUUUGGUUCAACGAGGAAGAAGAUUUCACAGAAGAACUAGACUCGUAUAGUGUUAUGAAAAGCAAAAUUAUCGAGAAAAAUGGGCCGUCAAAGACAAACAGUGGAUCCACAGCGACAUCUCCCAGUAAUGCGAAUUCAAACCCCAGCCAACAGGCAGCCUCGUUGUCGUCGGCGCAAUCUGCUUCAACGACAUCUCACCAGUCGGCGUUAUCACCUACGUUACAAAUGUCGUCGGGAUCCAGCUCGAGUUCUUUGCCUGCGCAGCAUCCACUGUUGGCUAUGCAGCAACACCAUCAGCAGCAGCAACAACAACAGCAGCAACAGCAACAAACAACGACGGACACGUCGGAAUCAGCGACUACAUUGUCGUCUACUGCCACCUCUAAACAAAGUUCUGGUACAACUGUAGUCUCUACAAGUGUAAAUAGUGAUACGUUAAAUGUUACUGACAAUGAGAAGGAUGUAAGUGAUGCCGAUGAGUCCGCUGCUGAAAACAAGGAGAAUGAUGUGAAGAAUGAUUCAAACACUCCAGCAGUGACUGGUGCAACAACGACAGUAGCGGCUGCAGCGUCAUCAGCCACACCCGUAGAUGCUCCUUUGAAUGAAAGUGUUCCGGAAAAUACGGUCAAAAAGGGGCUGGUGGAUUACGAAGGUGACUCCGAUGAGGAAGAUGAAGACGAAUCAACGACAUCGCCUGUUCAAAAGAAACCACGCUUGGCAUAGCAACAACAUAAAUGUGUGUAAGCAUAAAUACAUGUAGGCAACAAAAUGCUUGUUUGCAAUCCAAUAAAGGAAUAUAAGGAAAAAGAUAAUGACAGUGCAGUCGUUGUCGCUCAUUAUCCAUUUUUUAUUUAUAGAGCACAUAAAUUUAUACAAUUUUAUUGAUAAGAUUUAAGUAUGUAAUAAAUAGUUAAUUACAUCUGAUACAAAAACAAGAGACCAGAGAAUAGAGAAGAUGAUUAAGGAAUCAAAUUGAAGAAUAUUAAUAACAAAAAAAAAACAAAGCGAGAAACAACAAAAAAAGAAAUAAACAAAUUUGCAAUAAAUAUGCAAGUAAUUGAAAACAUGAACAAUUUAUUUGAUGGAUUGUAAACUGUACACAUCUGAAAACUUGAAAUGAGUAUUACGUUUGACAUGUGCGCGGAAAAUUCUUAGUUUUUUCUCUUUGUUUCGUUUUUUCCUUGAUUCGGUUCAUGCUGUCCAUUCUGUUGUUCUUUUGUCCUUUCAAAUUCGUAUUAUGAUCAUCUCAAACUUAAUAGAAUUUUUGUGAUAUUUAUUGUCGCAGAGCUUUGUCGGUUGUCUCUAAUUGAGCUAGAGGAAGAAAGGAGUGUGAGAAGUUGGAAAGAGAAAAUCUAUACAAUUAUUAUUCGUAAUAAAUAAGAAAAUGGGCUGAUAUUUUAUUUCUUUUAUAUACAUACAUACGAUAAGCAGACGAUUGGUUUGAAACGAUGAAAAACCAAGGAUUGGCCAAUUUUCUUGUUGCAAAGAUGUACUCAUGUAUAUACCGAGACAUGUUUAAAUGUUUGAAUGUAUUCCACACAGACUUACUAGUGUCUAUUUUGCGACAAUUUUUUACUUAUGGAAGACAUACCACUAUAAUAUUUUGAUUUAUUAAAACGAAAAGAGAACAAAAACCGUUUAACCAAGAGACACGAGGUUCCAGUGAUUCAAAAUCAAAAAUUAUAGUUUACUACUUGGUUGUAUAGAAAUUAUAUUUUUUAGGCAUUACCGAAAACGUGGGGUUUAAUAUAUUUUCGAUUUUUUUCUUCGAGAUGAUUUGUAAAUAUUUGUUUCCAUUUUUUUAUACAUACAAAGAAACUGGAUUUAUUUAUUCAUACAUGGAAUAUAUCACACAUGAAGUUCA